CAGCACGGUGUCUGUUCAGAUGUUAUCCUCGGAUUAAAAAUGUAGACACCAACGCACAGAUGCUUUACAGAGGGACCAGACGAUUACUUUGUAGUGCAUCAUCUGAUAAUACUCUCGCAGAUGUAUCGAAAGCCCAAUUUACAGACGCAGAGGUCCAGGACAUUUUAACACGAAUUACAGGUCUGGACCUAGAGAAAGUCUUUCGACCGAUGAAACAAGAGCUGAAGCCGCCUAAUUAUAAACUCAUGACGGAUGCUCAGUUGGAGGAGGCUGUGCGGAAAGCCAAGGAGCAAGCUCAGAAACUUCUGGAAAUGCCUCCAGUUCUGCCUGAGAGGAAGCCUGUUGAUGAGAUCCUGUCUGAGGAUAAGAUUCUGGAGGGAAUGGACACAGCCAAAUAUGUUUUCACAGACAUCACCUUCAACAUCCCCCACAGGGAGCGAUUUAUUGUAGUAAGAGAGCCCACAGGAUCGCUAAGGAAAGCAACAUGGGAGGAGAGGGACAGGAUCAUACAGGUUUAUUUUCCCAGAGAAGGGCGUAAGCUCACAGCGCCCCCUAUCUUCAAGGAGGAGAACCUCAAGGUGGCCUUUCAGCAGAACAAGCAUGAAGAUGUGCUUAACCACUGUUUGGUCCAAUUUGAACCAGACUCUGCAGAAUUUAAGAAGGUCCAUGAGUUGACCUACGAGGACAUUGAGAAGCAUGGGAAAUAUGACAUCCUCAGAUCCACGCGUUUCUUUGGCGGUUUGACCUGGCACCUGGUCAACGCUCGCCGUGUCGACGGCCUACUAGUGGACAUGCUGCAGAGAGAUCUGGUGCAGGAUGCCGUGUGUCUGGUGCGUCUCUUUAACUUGGUGCAUCCUCAGAGUGACUCCGCCCAGCAAGCUCAGAGUCGGCAGGCUACAGGCCUGGAUCUCCUCAAGAUCUAUGCGGGGGCCGAGUCUCAGAGGGCUGGGUUUAUUGAGCUGGCGUUACAGAUGUAUGAACAGAACACGGCUCAGAGUUCAGUCUAGAGACAAACGUACAUCUCUAGUCUUCAGUUCUAACACACACACACACACUGAAACAGGCAAUGAUGAUGAUGAUGGAAAGUGUUUGUCUGGUCAUGUACAUAAAGAAAUAAACAGACAGUCUUUGUACAGUCUGUCUCUGCCUUUUUAUUAGUGACAUCAGUCUCUCUCGCUCCUGUCACAAGCAUCCAAACUUUACAGUUUCUCAUUCAUCACUGUAAUUAAACCAUGUUACUCCCUUUGAUAUUCAAUAAACAAUCACAAACUUU
This is a messenger RNA of Chanos chanos (milkfish), 1273 nucleotides long. It is a transcript of the gene mrps22, whose product is annotated as mitochondrial ribosomal protein S22. Gene Ontology annotation, molecular function: structural constituent of ribosome. Gene Ontology annotation, cellular component: mitochondrial small ribosomal subunit. Lineage: Eukaryota; Metazoa; Chordata; Actinopteri; Gonorynchiformes; Chanidae. The coding region runs from base 60 to 1007 and encodes 315 amino acids. The transcript is spliced from 8 exons. The record is from RefSeq and is a predicted model, not a curated record.